AUGGAGAACAAUGAAAAUACGUUUACCUUCAGUACAUCGGGAGUUCAUGAUACCCAUCGCCUUGGAAGAGAUACCAGUGUCGGGGUGGACCUGCUUCAGGACUGCAAGAAGGGCUCUAAGAAAGCCGUGACUAAGACUGCUGGCAAAGGAGGAAAGAAACGCAGAAAGUCCAGGAAGGAGAGCUAUGCCAUCUACGUGUACAAGGUCCUGAAGCAGGUCCAUCCUGACACCGGUAUCUCUUCCAAGGCCAUGGGCAUUAUGAACUCCUUCGUGAACGACAUCUUUGAGCGCAUUGCUGGAGAGGCUUCCCGCUUGGCUCACUACAAUAAGCGCUCCACCAUCUCUUCCAGGGAGAUCCAGACGGCAGUGCGUCUGCUUCUGCCCGGUGAGCUGGCCAAGCACGCUGUGUCCGAGGGAACCAAGGCCGUCACCAAGUAUACCAGCUCCAAGUAAAGCCGGAUUUUGAACGCGCUUUAAUCCAAAGGCUCUUUUAAGAGCCACCCAUGUUCUC
Alosa sapidissima (American shad) is the source of this 511-nucleotide messenger RNA. Its product is annotated as histone H2B-like. Bases 1 to 453 code for a protein of 150 amino acids. The transcript is spliced from 2 exons. NCBI's taxonomy places the organism in Eukaryota, Metazoa, Chordata, Actinopteri, Clupeiformes, Clupeidae. Gene Ontology annotation, cellular component: nucleosome. The record is from RefSeq and is a predicted model, not a curated record. Gene Ontology annotation, molecular function: protein heterodimerization activity; DNA binding; structural constituent of chromatin.